This is a messenger RNA of Malurus melanocephalus (red-backed fairy wren), 1052 nucleotides long. RefSeq lists its product as uncharacterized. The transcript has 6 exons. The coding region runs from base 82 to 900 and encodes 272 amino acids. NCBI's taxonomy places the organism in Eukaryota, Metazoa, Chordata, Aves, Passeriformes, Maluridae. The record is from RefSeq and is a predicted model, not a curated record.
CACUAGCCCAUUUGUGUAGGUUGUACACAUAGGCAGUAACAUUAUUUCUGAAUUAUUGAUUAUUCUCCCCGAGGAAAUCUAAUGAAAAAUGGUAGAGCAUUGAUUUCCUGCUAUUCAUCUGUUCUUGUCUUGCAGGUCUGGAUUCUAGAAAAUUUGUGUAAAAAGCUUUAUACCCAGCACACACUGACUUUACAGGAACUGCACAACAUCAGUCUAAAGGUGGAGAGAUUGCAUGACSUCAUGAAUUUCCAGAUAAAUAAUCUUCAGCAAAAGUCAGAAAAUGCAGCAGGAGAAAAUUCAGAUGUGUCAGAGGUAGCUAAUGAAGAAGGGAAGACUGAAUGGUCAAUGGAAAAGGGAUAUCUUUGGCAAGCACACACARUCCUGCAGGAAAUACAAGAAUCUUUGCAGAAACGAGAGAGGGAAGUAAGUGAGCUUCUACAAAGUGAAAGGAGAUUUAACAAAGCAGUGAAACCUCAAAUGACAGUGCUGAUGUUCUUGAAAUGUCUUAUCAACAUGAUUCACACCAUAUACUGCGAUGUCCCUGGGGCACAAGAAUGCAUCCAUCAGCUUAUCAGGAAGAACGAGGGUGAAAGGGCUGAUCAGAAAGGAGUCUUCAGUARUGCUCAGGCUGACAUUCCGUCCUGYGAAGUGUUUUAUGGAAAUGAACUUACAGAUGACAGAAGGACACACCUCCCGACAAAGCUAUUCAGAAACAUGGGGAAAGCAAAGUCUGAUUUAGAACAUGUUGAAACAGAAAAAAUUGUGUUUGGUUGCAUCCAGACAGGAGAAAUCCCCAACUGGAUUAAAAGGGAUUGUCUUAAUGUUGCCUGGUCAGAGGACACUGGAAUAUGCUCUGAGGAGGUGGAGUCAUCAUUGCAAGGAACUCACRAAGAAGUUUAAAAUGGAAAUCAAGGUAAUGCAUUACAAUGUAUCACACCACCUGGUUUUAAAGUUAAUAUUAAUACACUAAUUUUCCUAACUAUUCUUGAGGGAUUUGAGACUUGCUCUGAAUUAUAUUCUGUGAUAUCUAAGCACAUUUACGCCCGAGGAUA